AUGCAAACCCAUCAACCAACCAAGACCGCCAAUACCGACGACAACGUCGCUUCCACGACCACGACCACGACCACCACGACCACCACUGCUGCCCCCUCGAACAAGCCCGCAACGGUCCCUGGUCAAGACUCCAAAGUUUCACCAGCAAACGACAAACACGGCCGUCGCCGAAGCGCAAUCAAGGAUGUAGCGCCCCAUAGCACGAAUUCUUCGCCCUCUGUUGCUGCCGAAUCCAACAAUACCAUCAGCGCUACUCAGGUCCCUGUAGCAGACUCACAGCUGUCUGCCGCAACCGAAGCCACGAAGCGAUCCAACCCCAAGAAGAAGACUGGCCGAUCGAAAAAAUUGGUGGCACGUCGUGGACCACAUCGAUCCGGUGGUGAGGAGGCGAUCGAACUCGCAGUGAGCAGCUCGGACGAGGAAGAGGAUCGUCAACACGCGUCAGGUGGCUCGGAAAGUGACGAUCCAGAUACGGAGGAGGAGGCGGACUUGCAAGUCAAGCGAUUGGCGCUGGAAAAAUUAUCGCUGGAGCGCAAAGGUGACCACCCACCUAUUCCCAACAAGGCAUCGUCUCGCAAGCAGCAACAGCAACAGCAGCAUCAGAACCGCGGUCGUGCCGUAUCGCAGGAAAGUCAGCCAUCGUUGCAACCAACGACUCAGAAUCGGGAUUCAGCUCCAGCUUCACCCACGCCUACAACUUCGCACUCUGUCCCUUCGUCAUCAUCUUCAAAGAAGAAGCGCAAUAAGAAGGCGAAGCAGCAGGAUCAGAAGCAGAAUCAGCCAGCAGUUGCGGGCAAGAACACAGAGGGAUCACAAAGCCAGAAGAAUGGCGCUGAUGAGGUCCGCAACCGUCAGUCCAUCAUACCUUCGUCUUCGCCUGCGCCUUCUCAAUCACACGCGGACGCGGAACCAACUGCGUUAUCGAAGCCGAACAAGCGCCUUUCUAAACAAGGGAUCAGCUCAACCAAAUCCGGUACCGCAUCCUCUGCCCCUGACAAGGACACCUUGGGAGACGAAUCCACUUCGACAGACUGGGGCGACUCACCCAUGCCUGAACCCUCUGCUGCACUGGAAAAUUCACCAGCAGAUAAAGAGCAACAGGAACAGAUUAAAUCCACUGCGCAUUUGAGUCGUCCGGUGUCACGAGGCCGCGGUGGAAGAGCAGCAGUCGAGGCUCGAGUUGAGUAUCGCAGGAAGCUGGCAGAGGACCCUAGGUUUGUGCCCCAUCUCGGGGAAUUCUGGGGACAUGACGAUCGGUACCGAGGCGCGGGAUUGAAGAAUUUCAGCGACCGAGGGGGCUUCAGAGGUCGCUUCAUGGGAAGAGGUGGAUUCGAUCGAGGAGGCAUGGCUCAGGGUCCAAGUAGGGGUGAUGCCAGGAACGACAGGGGCAGUGCCCCAGAUAAGGACUCACAAUCUCAGGACACAGAGGACAAGGAUAGCAGUCCAGUGAGGCCUAGGUCGGACCGAUGGAGCCACGAUGGAUACGAUCAGUUGAUGAAGGUGCAGGAAAAGAGUCACCGCCAGCCAAGGAACGAUUCUCGACCUCGUUCCAUGAAUGCCAAGCCCUCGGGACCUUCGUUAUCGCGGAGCACAUCUAACAAUCCAGGACUCAGUCAGAAUGCCGCUGGUUCAAGCGCUACUCCUGCACCUGCUGCCUCAACCUCGACGAAUGAAGCAUCCAAGAGUCAGUCUACCAAUGUGGCAACAAAAACUGUCGAUACUACCACCCCUAAAUUUGAUGAGAUGAAAAAUGCAGCCCAGGACAAGGCGAUGACUCAGUCGCAGGGAGAUUCAACAUCGCAGCCUGGACCAGCAGCAUCUGCCUUGACAAAGUCAGAAAGACCGCGCUCUUCCAUUCAAUUUGGAGAGAAGGACGUAAAGAGGGCCUCGCGUCUCUUACAUUCGGCUCUUCCUAAGCCCGUAUCUAAAGCACCUGCUCCUGAGAUAAAAUCGACAUCUACUGACGCUAACGGGGCCGAAAUGAUGCAGCCUGAGGAGGGCUCCAAGGGCAGCAAGGACAGCAAGGACGCCAGUUCUAUCGAGAAGGCGGGGGCCACUACUGCCACUCCAGCCCCUACAUCGACCAACCCAAAGUUCCGUCAGCCUAUGCCGCAGAGCCAGCCUGCAGUCCAGCACUCUGGUUUUAGACCCCACUUUAUUCCUGGCAAUUUUUCGAGCCGUGGACGUGGUCGUGGAGGUUUUCAUCCAGGUCAUUUUGGACAUCGUGGAGGUCAUCAGGGUGGUUUCCAUGGGUCUCAUCAUCACCAUCCUCAUAGUCCCCAACUUUCCCAGCAGCCAUCGACAACUUCUUCUGCGACAGCUACGAAUACCGAGGCCCCGAAGGCAGGAACCACUUCAGAUCUACCGGAAACGUCUAAUGCAAAUGGGUCAAAGAGGUACCUGGGCCAUAGACAGGAGGACAGGGAUGAAGAGCAGUCGUACAGCAAGGCGGCUGAAGCCCCAGAGGAGCAGAAGAAGGUCGACUCGGAUACAGCAGCUUCCUCAAGGGAGACAGCCCCCAUCAGCUUAACCAAGUCACUCAAGACAGCUAUUAAUGCUGCUCCAUUCAAGCCUUCAACUCUUUUUGUUCCUGCUGAACAACGACCGACGACGUUUGAGGCCGAGGAACAGUACUACGGCGAGGAUUACAAUCAGGAUGGAUAUUACUACGAUCCUCAGCAGGCACAGUUGACUCAGCCGAUGUACUACUAUUAUUACCCACCUGUGAAUAUGCCUAGUGGUAGCACAGGAGCCAUGCCUGUAUCAAUGCCCAUGGCUGUCCCUAUGCCUGUACCGAUGGGAAUGCCGAUGGGGAUGCCCAUGGGUGUACCCAUGCCCGGGCAGCCGUUCAUGGCCCCAAUGUACUACGACGGUAGUAUCCCUGUGUCAGGAGCCAUGCCGGCUGAUGUUAGUGAGGCGGCGGCGGCGCCUGUUCCAGGAGCUGGAGGAGAGAUGAUGAUGAUGAUGGUCGCACCGGAGGAUUAUAACAACUACUACUAUUACCAACCGCCUAUGUAUUACCCGUCCCAUCCUCCGGCGCACCACCCUGACCCACACCAUCCGCAGCAACAUCAAACACAUGACCACCAACAGACUUCCCAGUCUACAGCCGCCCAACAGACACGCACAUAA
Messenger RNA from Gamsiella multidivaricata, 3132 nucleotides. RefSeq lists its product as uncharacterized. The coding region runs from base 1 to 3132 and encodes 1043 amino acids. The record is from RefSeq and is a predicted model, not a curated record. Gene Ontology annotation, biological process: mRNA processing. NCBI's taxonomy places the organism in Eukaryota, Fungi, Mortierellomycota, Mortierellomycetes, Mortierellales, Mortierellaceae. Gene Ontology annotation, cellular component: exon-exon junction complex. Gene Ontology annotation, molecular function: mRNA binding. The transcript has 4 exons.